Messenger RNA from Teleopsis dalmanni, 811 nucleotides. Its product is annotated as putative lipoyltransferase 2, mitochondrial. Gene Ontology annotation, biological process: protein lipoylation. The transcript has a single exon. Gene Ontology annotation, molecular function: lipoyl(octanoyl) transferase activity. Gene Ontology annotation, cellular component: mitochondrion. Bases 73 to 777 code for a protein of 234 amino acids. The record is from RefSeq and is a predicted model, not a curated record. Lineage: Eukaryota; Metazoa; Arthropoda; Insecta; Diptera; Diopsidae.
UUUGGUUUAAAUUCGUGGAGAAACGCUACAAUUAAAUACUCAAAUUACUUUUGAGUUUACUUAAUAAACGCCAUGAAACCAUUAAUUACAGUAAUACGAGCCGGGCGUAUAAGCUACGGCACAGGUUUACUCCUACAAAAAUAUUUAUGUAAUCAGCGCAUGGAGGAAGUGGACAAAUUUCGAAAUUAUAUUUUGUUACAAGAAUUCAAUCCAGUGUACACAACAGGUUUGCGCACAAAGGAAUACACAAAAGAAGAUGAGAUACGCCUGCGGAAAUGUGGUGCAGAAUUUUAUCGCACGAAUCGUGGUGGACUCAUAACUUUUCAUGGUCACGGGCAGCUCGUAGCAUAUCCCAUUAUACAUCUAAGACAAUUCAAACUAACCAUGCGUUUGUAUAUCAAAACUUUGGAAGAAACUGUUAUCAACGCUUGCCAACAAUUAGGCGUACUUAAUCCAACUACAACACAAGACACUGGUAUAUGGGUGAAUGAUAAUAAAAUAUGUGCCAUUGGUGUGCAUGGUUCGCGUUUCGUGACUACACAUGGUAUAGGACUGAAUUGUAGCACAGACUUGGAAUGGUUUGAACACAUAAUACCUUGCGGUAUAGAAGGCAAAGGUGUUACGUCGCUAAGUGUUGAACUUAAGCGCCACGUAUCAAUAGACGAAGCAUCAAAUGAGUUCAUAAAAAGUUUUGCAAAUAUUUUCAAUUGUCGCAUUGAAGAAGGUCAAUUUGAUGCAAAUAAUUUAAUCAGAGAAGCUCAAUCUAAAGCAUCUUGAACAGGUUAUCCGUUUAAAUUGAUCAAUCUGAUUU